Bufo gargarizans (Asiatic toad) is the source of this 3504-nucleotide messenger RNA. RefSeq names its product myelin associated glycoprotein (gene MAG). The coding region runs from base 1335 to 3083 and encodes 582 amino acids. The record is from RefSeq and is a predicted model, not a curated record. The transcript is spliced from 12 exons. Lineage: Eukaryota; Metazoa; Chordata; Amphibia; Anura; Bufonidae.
UGUAGAGAAAGUGCAUUUCAAAACUCCUACCAGAAGACUGUGCCCGACUCAUAGACACCAUCCUAGAGAAGAGUGCCCGACUCAUAGACACCAACCCUGAGAAGACUGUAUUCAGCUCAUAGAUACCAUCCUAAAGAAGAAGGUGUCUGGCUUAUAUACACCAACCCGGAGAAGACUGUGCCCGGCUCAUAGACACCAAACCUGAGAAGACUGUGCCUGGUUCAUAGAUACCAUCCUAGAGAAGAUUGUGCCCGACUUAUAGACACCAUCCUAAAGAAGACAGUGUCUGGCUCCUAUACACCAUCUCUCAGAAGACCGUGUCUAGUUCAUAGAUACCAUCCUAGGGAGGACCUUGCUUAGCUACCAGCCUAGAAAAGAUUGUGCCCAACUCAUAGACACCAUCCUUCAGAAGACAGUGACUGAAUCAUAGACACCAACCCUGAGAAGACCUUGCCUGGCUCAUAGAUACCAUCCCUCAGAAGAAAGUGUCCAGUUCAUAGAUACCAUCCUAAAGUAGACCUUACUUGGCUCAUAGACACCAUCUCAGCGAAGACUGAGCCCAGCUCACAGACACCAUCCAAGAGAAGACUGAGCCCAGCUCAUAGAACCCGUCCCAGAGAAGACUGAGCCUAGCUCACAGACACCAUCCCAGCGAAGACUGAGCCCAGCUCAUAGACACCAUCCCAGAGAAGACUGAGCCCAGCUCAUAGACACCAUGCCAGCGAAAACUGAGCCCAGCUCAUAGACACCAUCCCAGAGAAGACUGAGCCCAGCUCAUAGACACCAUCCCAGAGAAGACUGAGCCCAGCUCGUAGACACCAUCCCAGAGAAGACUGAGCCCAGAUCAUAGACACCAUCCCAGACAAGACUGAGCCCAGCUCAUAGACACCAUCCCAGAGAAGACUGAGCCCAGCUCAUAGACACCAUCCCAGAGAAGACUGAGCCCAGCUCAUAGACACCAUCCCAGACAAGACUGAGCCCAGCUCAUAGACACCAUCCCAGAGAAGACUGUGUCAUAUUGAAAAGAACCAUUGGUAAUAAUCGGGAAAGGCAGUGCCCAGUUCAUAUUAGCCUGGAGUGGACAAUACUUAGAUCAUUGGCAAUAUUCUGGAAAAACUGUGACCAGUUUAGUGCCAUUAUUCUGGAUAGCAGUGUACCCAGCUUGGUGGCAUUAUUCUCGAGAACCCAUCUCAGGGGCAUUAUAUAAUCUGUACCAGGACAGCAAGUUAUGGACAUCUGAGGGGACAUCACCUAGAUUAGACCAUAUCACAAUUUUAUGCCGGAUAUCUGGAGAGACUUGCACGGAGCAGAGAAGAUACCUACUGGUUUAGAAGAUGAUGGAAUGGCGGUGGAAAUCUCUUCCUGUAAUAUUAUUACUUUUGGAAGGUGUGCUGAGUAGACACUGGGCAGCCUGGAUGCCCACCUCCAUAUCGGCAUUCAAGGACUCAUGUGUGGCCAUCCCAUGCAGCUUCAGCUAUCCCGAAGAGAUUAGACCGUCGGCAGUACAUGGUAUCUGGUACUUUAACAGUCCGUAUCCUAGAAACUUUCCUCCCGUGGUCUUGAAUUCGAAAACCAGCUCGGCACAUGAAAUGUACAUGGGUCGUAUAAAGCUGAUUGGAGACCUUCAGACAUCAAACUGCUCAAUACAGAUUGACAGAGUCAGCAGUGAACUUCAGGGAAAAUACUACUUCCGGGCCGAUUUGGGAGGCUACAAUCAAUAUACCUACUCAGAACAUGCCAACCUCUAUAUAUUAGAUGAACCCUUCGUAGUUCAACCCCAAGAAAUUGUAUCCGGCACCGAAGCAGAGAUCACCUGCUUAGUAGAUGAUAACUGUCCCGACAUGAAGCCUACUGUGACCUGGACGGACAUUGAAGGGCUUGAACAUCAUAAUGUGUACGUCGGGGUUGAUGAGAACAAUGGUGCUUGGAGGCAAAUAUCCACUCUGAAGUUUCUACCAUCUUAUAAAAACCAUGGCCAACAGCUGGGCUGUAAAGUCACAUUUCCAGACACGGAACUGGAGUAUAAAGGUUUUGCCACAAUGGAUGUAAAAUAUGCCCCUCGCAUUAUAGACAUCAACUCCUCCACGGAGACCAUGGAGGGCACCCAGGUGGUGUUUUUGUGUGUGAUUGAUAGUAACCCCAUGUCCCGUGUCAUGUGGUUCAAGGAUGAUCUGCUUUUAAAAGAAGAUUACACGGGGAACCUCACGCUGGAGCUCGAGUAUGUCACAUACAACCAUGAUGGGAUAUACAUGUGUGCAGCGGAGAAUGAGUAUGGCCACGUCAAUACAUCCAUAGGAUUGGCUGUCAUGUAUCCUCCAUGGAAACCUUCGGUGAAUGCAUCCCUGGUGGCGGUAGAAGGAGAGACGGUCACUAUUUUGUGUAACACACAAGGAAACCCAGAUCCCAUCCUCACCAUCAUGAAAGACAAGCAAGUCCUUAACUCUGUGAUCUUUCAGAAUGAACUGGUGCUGGAAAUACCAUCCGUGACCCAUGAACAUGAUGGAGAGUACUGGUGCUUUGCGGAAAACCAGUAUGGACACAGCAAUAGCUCCUUCAACCUCACUGUUGUAUUUUCACCAUUAGUUUUACCUGAAUCUAAGUGCAAAGUGACCAAAGACAAUGUCCAGUGUAUGUGCACGGUGAAGUCCAAUCCAGAUCCGUACAUUAUGUUUGAGAUCCCAGAGAAGAACUUCACGGUCAGUGAGCUCAAUGCAGAGUAUGUACACUCUCAGAGGAAUGGCUACAUGGUGAGCAGCAUCCUGACUCUGCAAAAGGAGACCAAACUUCCAGAGGUUGUACUGUGCUCCGCAAGUAACUUGUAUGGCAAGAAGGUUCACGAGCUUUUCUUCCAGGACACUAACACAUUAAUCUGGGCCAAGAUUGGUCCCGUUGGAGCUGUGGUGGUUUUUGUCAUCCUUGUAGCGGUCGGCGGCUACAUGAUUAAAACCAGAGAAAAGAAGAACGUAACAGAAAGUUCUAGCUUCAUCCAAACAGAGACCUCACCGUCAUACAGUGGAGACACCUCCAAGAAAAACUUAAGAAAAACAGGGUCAGGAGAGAUCUGUGCGGUGGAGGUAAAAUGAUCCAAAAGAACCAAUUGCUCAGUUUUUCGGAAAGAUUCCUGUUAAGUAAGAGGCAGCAAACACCAACUGUGGACUCUGAAUAUGCAAAUAUUGACUUUACAAAGAAGAGUGCAAUGGACAUCUACACCAACCCCGAGGAGCUUACCGAUUACGCCGAAAUCCGGGUGAAAUGACGGCCACUUAUCUAACAGCACAAACACAACUGGUCCCCGUCUGGCCACCAUCUUACAAAAACCCAAGUCCGCAAAAAAAAAAUAAUAACCCAAACUUCCCUGGAGCAGUAUAAUUUAAAGCGUAUUUAUGGUUAUAAUUAUUUUUGCUAUAAAGAGGCAGGUUGUCUGGUCCCCUUUGGGUAGAGAACCAUGGACCACUUCAUGGUUCCUCCUCUUUUCCCAAAUCUCCUGCUACACAUGCGCUAAUA